This is a messenger RNA of Vidua chalybeata, 4327 nucleotides long. RefSeq names its product caveolae associated protein 1 (gene CAVIN1). Gene Ontology annotation, molecular function: rRNA primary transcript binding. The record is from RefSeq and is a predicted model, not a curated record. The coding region runs from base 1519 to 2604 and encodes 361 amino acids. The transcript has 4 exons. Gene Ontology annotation, cellular component: caveola; cytoplasm. Gene Ontology annotation, biological process: termination of RNA polymerase I transcription; transcription initiation at RNA polymerase I promoter. NCBI's taxonomy places the organism in Eukaryota, Metazoa, Chordata, Aves, Passeriformes, Viduidae.
AAAACUUUAUUAAACUACUACUAAUACAGAAAACACAUAAACUAAAUUUAGGAUGAAGACCUUUUAAAACUACACUUCCUCCUCUCAAUUUUAAACACACCCAGUUAUGAAACAUUACCUGGGAUUCUUGAUCAAAUUACUACCUUUCAGGUAAUCUAUGCUUAAACUAUCAAGGGAGAGAGAAGUCUCUCUUGCACCACAGGCCCCCCAGGAAACACAGCUGCCUCCUUGUGUUUCCCUGUCACACAUGGCAACUGCCCGGAAGAAAAAUCUGCCAGUGUGACACUCUCCUUUCUAUGUCACAGUGCUCUCACCACCGUGCAUGGAUAGACUGCUCAUAGGGCUCUUUUAAGGAUGCUUUGCUACGGACUUAAAGAUAUAAGUUCAGUUUUUUAUCUUGGGACUACAGUCCCCCCUAUUUUCCCCUGGGGCCGAGGGGUCUAAAAACAGGACUCAUCUUCUUCCCGAAGACAGAGGGUAUCACCAUUCCCUCUUCAGCUCUCUUCGUUUCUCGCUAUUCUUGUGCUGUUCGAAGCUGAAACAGGUCUCCCUGGGUCACUACUGCAUCCCUCUAAAAUGCAGUCUCUAUUGCAGGAGAUUUUGGUUCAGUCCAUGGCUAACAAGAAAAGUCCAGCUAAAAAGCUACUUCAUCAUCUCCUCCUACCUAAAUAUUUCUUUUUCUAACAUUUCAGGUCUCGGACUAUCUCUUUUCUACUGUAAAUUAAGGAGGAGUAAUACUUUUAAAAAAGCUUUCAUUCUCUCGAAAGGGUUAAAAGUUCAGACUCUCUGGACGGCCGAUAUCUCAGUCCUGCGUUCCGCCUCCCACGCUGGGCAUUUCCCCCUCCCUUCUCCUUCUCUUCUGCCGGCAGAUUUUCAGGUGCCGCCAGGCUCUCUGUCUCUUUCCCACCUGGGGGGGGCAAAGGUAUCUCUGCUUCUCUCUAUCCUUCCGUCCACAGGAGCUGGCUGGGUUCCAGACCCUCAGCUCCCUCGGCCUACCUGGACAAGGCCGCGUGGCUUCCCCUCCCCCACCCAGCCUAAGGCUGGGCAGGGGGGGAGUCUGCACUCUCUGACGACCAGAACUAAAAGAGAGAGUUCUCCUGGAAGUUCUUGCUUUUAACCCCCUGUGUUCUCAGAGGCGUGUCUAUACUUUCAGUGGUCACUCCAGGUGCCAAUAUCUAAACCUGACCACUGAUUGGUUUGACCCAACUUCCUGGAAAAAAUUCACUUCCAUGUCAAACCACGACACCCUAGAACACCAGUGUUCCUCAACAGCAGCUGCAGGCAGCAACCCUACUGCUGGGACAGCCCCAGAACCCUCCCAGCAGCUGCAGGCAGUGACCCUAAUGAAAAGCCCUGCCAGCAGCAGCACCACACAGCAACCCUAACAGCGAGAGCACACCGGAACGCUCCCGCUAGGACAAGGCAGUGACCCUCACACCAGGACAACGACAGAACCCUCAGAGGACAACGGGACCCCCUGGAGAAAGUGACAGCUUCUCCGGGUGAGCCUGAGCGACCAUGGAGGACACCACCUUGCAAAUCAUCGAGCCACCCACUGUUUCUGAGACCUCGGAGGAGCAAGCGCCCGAGGAGCCCAUCAAACCAGACCAGAUCAACGGUGUGAUGGUGCUGACCCUUCUGGACAAGAUCAUCGGAGCAGUGGAUCAGAUCCAGCUGACCCAAACACAGCUGGAGGAGAGACAGCAAGAGAUGGAUAGCGCAGUGACCAGCAUCCAGGGAGAGCUGACCAAGCUGACCAAGGCACACACCACCACCAGCAACACGGUCAACAAAAUGCUGGAGAAGGUGCGCAAGGUGAGCGUCAACGUGAAAACGGUGCGGCAGAACCUGGAGAAGCAAGCCGGGCAGAUCAAGAAGCUGGAGGCCAACGAAGCAGAGCUCCUGAAACGCAGGAACUUCAAAGUCAUGAUCUAUCAGGAUGAAGUGAAGCUCCCAUCUAAACUGAGCAUCAGCAAGUCCCUAAAGGAAGGUGAAAAGCUGGAGAAGGAAGGUGAGGGUGAGGAGGUCCCUGUGGGUGAGGACCACACAGAGGAGGACCACAUCCAGCUCUCCUCAGAUGAGGAGGUGGAGAUUGAAGAGAUUAUCGAAGAGUCACGGGCAGAACGCAUCAAAAGGAGCGGCAUGAAAAGGGUGGAUGACUUUAAGAAGGCAUUCUCAAAGGAGAAGAUGGAAAAAACUAAGCUAAAGACCAAGGAAAACCUGGAGAAGACCCGUCACAACUUGGAGAAGACCCGCCACAACCUGGAGAAGAGGAUGAACAAACUGGGCACUAAAAUUGUGACUAACGAAAGGAGGGAGAAGAUGAAGAGCUCUCGGGACAAACUGAGGAAGUCUUUCACCCCUGACCACACCAUCUACGCCAGGUCCAAGACAGCCGUCUACAAAGUGCCACCCUUCACUUUUCAUGUCAAGAAAAUAAGAGAGGGUGAGGUGGAGGUGAAAGCAACCGAGCUGGUGGAGGUUGGUGGAGAGGAAGGAGAAAAUUCAGAUCUGAUGCGUGGGGAAAGCCCCGACAUGCACACCCUGCUGGAGAUCACGGAGGAGACUGAUGCGGUACUGGUGGACAAGAGUGACAGCGAGUAGGACGGGCUGCAGAGCACAAGGGUUGUGGAUGACAGCUGAACACAAUAUCACUCACAUUUCAAGCUCUCCCUGCCCUGGAGCCCCAGGGAAGUGUACACAAUGCAUCCUUCUUACCCUGCAGAGCCAAUGCCGAUCCCCUGCCUGCUUGUACAAGGUGUAUUUUAUAUUUUAGUUUUAGCACAUAAACAUUAAGAACACGGAACUGUUUUUCUUACACUACUAAAUCACCCUCAGAGAUCAUUCCUGCUGCAGCCUUCUUGCCCCACACCCAAAGAUGUGCUUUGAGUGGCAGGGCCAUGACCCAGCUGGAGAGUGCUGAUCCCAAGAAGCUGUACAGCUGAAAGUUCAAGAGACCUCUAUAAGAAAAUCUCGGUGUCAAGAAACCUUCCUGCAAAUAGUCCACCAGCCCACACCACCUGGCCCCUGUGCCAGGCUGUGCAGCCGCCCUGCAGGCAAGAAGAUUCCCAGCACCCAAACCGGCUGCUCCUUCGGGGGACCAGAGGAACUGGGAUGCAGCCGGUGCACGGGAGGGAAGAGCUGAGCAAAUGCUGUUGUUGGGCAGCACAUGGCAAAGCUGAGCUGGCGUGGGGCAGGUGGAGCUGCUCCUCUCUGCCCUCCGAAGGACUGGGUGACCUUUGCACGAAGCCACCCUGCAGCUGGGCCUGCCGUGGGUGCCUGUGGGGUGUCACACAGCUGGGGCCCACUGCUCCUCCCCGCUGUGCCCCGAGGCCAUGGCAGGAACAGCGCAAGCUGCAGGCUUCCCACAUGGGCCACGGAUCUGCCAGAGAUCCAGGGUCCAUGGCGAGUCCCAGGGGCUGGAGUGCUGGAUCUGCUCCCUCCACACCCACAGAGGUGGUGGCAGCAGGCAGUGGGGUCCACGCUUGCUGCCCUGGGAGAGGGGGACACCCAGGCAGCGAUGCUGCAGCAGCUGCCCCAGCUAGGGACUUGUUUCCAGAGGGAUGUGGGAUGCACUGCUGCCAUGUGAGGCUCUAGACCAUCAGAAAGAGGCCUUGACACCUGUCUAGCACAGGACCUUGAUCAUUUCCGAGCAUCUGCUUUCUGCAGGGGUCCUGGCACCGCUCAGGCUUAUGCCCAUGCCCACGUCCUGUGCUUUCCUCCCUGUGUCUUGCUUUCUGCAGCUUCACUCCAUGCCCUGAGUGAGGCAGCACGAAGGCAGCACACGGUGGCUUGGGAGCUCUGCCUGGCUCAGCCCAGCUUGGCUCUUACAUACUCAGCCCCCACUGCAAGCCCUAGCCCCGCAUUCCCCAUCCUGCUCCGCCAGCACAAGGCUGCUGCUGUUCACAUAACCCAAUAUAUAAACUUGCUUUACCUUUAAGAAUUAUUUUCCUUCAAAUCGUCCAGUGCUGUCCCGGCCUCAGGGUCCUGCCACAGCUUCCCUCCCCACAGAAGGUGUGACCGGUCGGUUCCGUGUGCCGGCUGCAGGCAGCCCUGAGACACCGGUGGCCCCGAGGCUGCCUGUGUGGGGAGGCGCUGGGCACCGGCUCUUGGCUGCUGGUGGUUCCCAGCCCCGUGUGGGCCCCAGCCCGCAGGUCACCUGCCCUCACGGAGCCUCCUGCAGGCCCACAGCCAGUUUUCACGCGGGUUUUCUCUGAGUUGCGGGGCCGGGACAGCAGGGCCACGGCGGCAGAAGCCCGGGUGAUCCUCGCCUGUCCCUGGCUGUGCCCAGGCAGCAGCGCAGCAAUAAAGUCUCUUUUGUAAAUCA